AUGGGGCUCUACGCGAACCAGACUCCAAAACUUCGGAACUCCAUCGACGAAGAUCUGAACUUGUUGACAACGACCAGUUCCAGUCCCAGUCCCACUCAACCCAACGACGCCGUUUCAACACAAGUACAUGGCGAUCUGCCCUUUAUUUCUACGACGUCGUCUUCUCCUGAUUUUCCGACUGAUUCCAAUGUUCGAUCAGAGUUUCAGUGUAAAAAAAGUGUGAUGAGACCAGUUUUUGAACAACCUAUUCGUGUAACAAGUUUCAAGGAUCUCAUUUCACCAAAAUUUCUUACGACAAAGAGAGCUUUCCCAUUAUCUGAAUUAGAAGAUGAUCAUAACUCUACACUGCAAAUCAAUACUAAUCUCAUCAGUUCUCAAGGGAACAAUGGAACACCAGCUAGUGGUAGUACUACCACUGACAAUAAUGAGCUUGUUCUCGUUGAAGUUAAAAGAUUCAAACCUAAAAGUAUUCAAGAAAUAUGUUGCACUUGUAGAGCCUCUAAAUGCUUGAAACUUUAUUGUUCUUGCUUCAAAGCUGGAAAGUAUUGCACGAAGAACAACUGUGGAUGUAGAAACUGUAAGAAUACCGCAGAUUACAAAAAUGAUGUGGACAUGGCACGUUCACUUCAUCGAAACCAUACCUUUCAACCAAAGACCUUUUCGAUUGUUGGCUCAGUGGUUUGGUGGCUUUGA
Humulus lupulus (European hop) is the source of this 693-nucleotide messenger RNA. RefSeq lists its product as uncharacterized. Lineage: Eukaryota; Viridiplantae; Streptophyta; Magnoliopsida; Rosales; Cannabaceae. The record is from RefSeq and is a predicted model, not a curated record. The transcript is spliced from 7 exons. Gene Ontology annotation, cellular component: nucleus. The coding region runs from base 1 to 693 and encodes 230 amino acids. Gene Ontology annotation, biological process: regulation of DNA-templated transcription.